Molecule: messenger RNA, 4735 nt
Organism: Vitrella brassicaformis
Lineage: Eukaryota; Vitrellaceae
Source: the annotation of a GenBank genome assembly
CGGACAUGCAGCGAGCAGUGUGUGGACGCACAUGCAUAUGGUCGGACGCAUGCAAGGCAGCCAAUACGUACACACGCAGACACAUACAUAAAGGGGCAGACAUACACAGACGUUGGUAUGUAUGUGUGUGUGUAUGCAAUGGAGCGAAUGACAGACAAAAACGGCCGCAUGGUACGAAAGGACCUAAUUGAGGCACUGACUCACACGACAAGAUGCCUGCGCUGUGUACGGCUUUGCUCGAUACGCCACACAGAAUAGAGACCCUCACCCUUCCCCACUCAUAUGACCAUCCUUUCCCAAUAUCGAUCCAACCACGACGAAGCACACACGCGAAAGCAUUCCUCCACACGUCCAUCGAACAGUCAGUGAGUCACUUGAACGGUCUGGCCACCCACUUGAUGCAAUCAUCCACGGUGCCAGCGAACUCCACCUUGGCCUUGCAGUGCUCGCACGUGUACUCGGGCUCGUCCAGCAGCUUGACCAGCGAGAUCUGCUCGUCCUGGCUGCGGGUCUCGUUCAGUCUCCUGGCGACCUCGUUCUCAUCGCGACGGCGGUCGUUCUCCGCCUUGACUCGGCUGAGCUCCCGCUGCCAGGCGGCCUUGCGGUCCGCAUAGCAGCGGGGACACACACGCAUGUGUCUGCAGGGGACGUACAUGAUGGUCGCCUGGCCGUGCUCCCCAAAACACAUGUCGCAGUCGUCAUAAUCCCCACCGUCAUGAUGCUGCUGCUGGUGCUGGUGGUGGUGCAUUGUUGGGUUGGCUGAUGUGGAUAGUUGAGGGUGGGCGAAUGAAGAGGAGGGGGGCGGGGGGGCCGACGAACUGCUGGACGAAGGUUGGUGCUGCUGGUGGUGGUGGGAUGACUGCUGCGCGGCCAUUUUGGCAAUCCUGAUGAGAGCAAGAGAGACAGAUCGAUGCAGACGAAGCCGAGGCCCCCCAUUGCUUUCCUUACGUCCAUUGCGCCUCUUGCAGCUGGCGUAUUAGCGCCUCCUCAUUCCGCUUGGCCUUCUGUUCCUUCUGUUUGGCCUCCUGCAACUCCCGAGCCCUUCGCUUGGCCUCUUCCUGAGUAUGCUCGAGUUGGCGGCAGAGCUGAUCGAAGAGCUCCUCACUCCCAGACGCAUCGCCACCCAUCACCGCACCAGACCUUCACACAAACACGCAGCGGCGAAGGAAAAGAGUGAUACGUGCUGUCCGUUUCCUCUCUGCCUGCCUUUGUGUACCCUAUGGAUGUCCCGCCAUUGCCGCCCUCCACCGUUCCGGCCGUCUGGGUCGCAGCGAAGGGGUCGGCUGCGCUGCUCGAUGAUGGUGGCUGGUACCCUUCCUCCUCAUACUCAAAUAUGGGCGGCAGGGGCGGCACAUACAUGUCGUCAUCAUCACCACUGUCGUAGCCAUAGAACGGGUCAGCCGACAAGCCACCACCACCAGAGCCACUGGCACCACCACCACCACCAUUAGCAGCCGCAGCAGCUGGGGCUGGGCUAGACGGGAAGGGAUGAGGGAAAUUGAACGGAUGUCGUGGGCCGCCAUUGUAGCUGACAGGGAGAGGGGAGCCGAUAGGAUGGAAACCACUGCACAGCACAGCAUUCAAGGAGAAGUUCAUAGAAGCGUUGCUGACAGACAGACAGAUAGACAGACAUCAUGCCCGUGUUACCUUUGAUCGAUCUGUGGGUAUGGUGGGGGCGGCGGUGGAAGGGCCGGCGGGGGCGGCACACAGUACAUUUCGUUGCCCUCACUGUCGUAGAACGGAUCAGCCGACAGCCCCCCACCGCCAUGACCGCCAGCAGCGGCAGCAGCAGCCGGUGGUGCGGGCCCGACAGGCGCAUGAGCGAAGAAGGGACUCAGCGAAGGGCCAGCAGUAGACAGACUGUAGACACAGCAGGAGAGAAGACAUCAUUGCGAUCACAUCACGACAUUCGUUGUCUGCGACCAUCUCACCUCGGCCUCUCCUCACGUGCCGGCUGCUGUUGGUCGUCUUGUCCAGUGUGCUGCAGCGAUGGCCUGGUGCGCAGCUCCUCAGCCGACGGGAGUCCUGGGCGGGGGAUAGAGGGAAGCGGGGGCGGCUGGUGGGCAAACAUCGUCAUGAGGCCCCUCCCCGCCCCACGACCUCCCACCGGCCGACAAGGAGGCGACUCCGAUCUGGACGGGCUUCCGUCAUCGGAUAUCUCCUGAGGCCUCCUGGAGGGGCCCUUUGGCGAAGCGGGGAUACCACGUGGCAGAGAGGGCUUGACAGGACCCUUGGAGGAUGGACCACUCGAAGAGGAAAUCGGGGCGGCGGGGACGGGCGCAGGUGGGUGGCUGGAGCUGCCCAGACGAGACGAAUCGGACUGAACCGUGUUGGGGAACUGCGUCCGCAUAGCUGCGUUGCCGUGGCGAGAAUUGUCUUGGCCGACAGCCGCUCCUCUUGUGCUGACUGUGGGUGGAUAGAAGGAGCGGGAGGGCUGGCUGGGACGACAAGCGGGCGUCGGGGUGGGCUUGGUGCUGUGUUUGGAUUUGGUCUUCUUCUCGCUUUCAGCCUUCUUCUGUCGGGCAUGUAGUCCGAAUGCCGAGUUGAGCAGCAUAGCGUCGCCGUCCUCAUCAUCGCUGUCGUCACUUUCAUCAGCCGCCGACUCCGCCGCACCACCACCAUAACCAGGCAGGUCGCUGCCCGCAGCGGCUGAGACGCUGCCCGCAGCGGCUGAGACGGACGGCACAUCAAGCGCACCAGACCUGCAAAGAAAAGGAUCGACACGCUCACAGAGGAAGCGAAUCUGUCAGGGCAUUUCGUCAACUGGGGGGAUUGCUCACGUGUCGGCGAUGGACGAAGAGGGUCCCGGCAGAUCCGCUGCAACCUCGUCCGCAGCAGAAGCCCGACUACACCUAGACACACCACACACAUGAGGUAAACAGUUCCUUCAGCCAUGCACCAUAGUGAGUGGAUGGCUUCCCUACCUGGUGGAUGCGGUAGUGGAGGGCACCGAUGGCUCCAUGAUCGGAUCAAAGGGGCUCGCCUCAUCCCCACCUCCAUGACCCUCCUGCUGCUGCUGCUGCUGUCUCUUGUUGGACUUGCCGCCCUUGUUGCCCUUUCCUUUGUUAGCCUUCUGGUCCUCUCUGGCCUUUGCCUCCUUCUCGCGUCGCUUCUCCGCGAGGAGAACGUCUUGCAUCCGCUUCGCCUUGGCCUCCUGGGCCGCCAACUCGGCGGCUGAGAUGGCUGUCUUGGGUUGGGCCUUGGUAUCCUUGUGGUGCUGCUGGGCCAGGGCAUCGAAGAAAUCCGACACCUGUGGCAGAGAGAUGUGAAGAUGAGAGCCUCGUGCUGUGCAGGAGUGUUGCUCACCUGUUGUGAGACCCCGCUGGUGCGUUCACGCAUCGCGUUGACCGACUCGAACUGACACGGCGGCACACAGACAGUCAGAAAGGCAAAGCACACACGACCCUCGGCGUAGCUACCUGCAGUAUCUGUCCGACGAUGGGGUUCGGUGCUCUUUUGGCGACCAGCGACUUGCCAUAGCUGCCACACAUGACACAGCGACAAACAGACACAGUCAAUGAUGCGUCGGACCUCCCUGUCUGCAGCUCAUGGCUGACCUGACGAUGCUCCUGAGAAUGUCGACAGCCGUCUUGCGGUCAGUGUCGUGGAAGACGUCUGCGACACCGAGCUGUCUUUUGGCGUCCUUGAGGAGCAUGUCACACAUCGCCUGUGCGAGUCCAUCGGUCCCCAACACCUACAGACACACAAACAAACGCACCACUACAGCUCUCUCGUCCAAAUGAGAUGGGAUGGGAGGUCACCUUCCGAUGCUUCUGACUGAGGGCAUUCAAAGAGGUCAUGCAGAAGGCCAACAGAUUCGUUCCGAUCCUCUCGGCCCUCUCAAAGAAGAGGGUCAGACAAGAGACGAAUCUCGACUCGAUCAGAAGGCCAGCGUCCCCACCAUCUGCACACACACACACGCAUGGUUGAAGAAGCCCGGGAGAUGAGUCGCCUGUCUGACGGACGUACCUAUCAUGGCCAUGGCUGGGGUGACCACAGCAGUCGUGAUGCAAUCUGCCAAGGAGCCCGUUGGAUCCUUGUACACUCUGUAGUCCAUGUACAACGCGGUGGCCACCCGAUCAGGCAGUGAGGCAUCCAGGACGAGGGCACGAAGCGGCUGCAUCGGGGGCGGGGCAGCAGCGAGUGUUUUCAUAAUCCCGGCUUGCUCGAUGUACUUGCCGAAGGCCUCUGACUGCAAAGGUCCACCUGCACACACAAAUACAUGUUUACCCCACAGGUAUCAGUCUCCUUCACCUCCUACCUUUCUUCUUUCGGAUGCAGAGGACGAGAGCGGCCUGGAAAAGAGCUCCAACUGUGGGGAUUGCCACGAAGCCCAGGGAAGAGGAAGGAUCGGACGCCGCGACGCGUUCCAGCAGCGUGUCCAUUUGAGCGUAGACGUGAGUGUUGAGAGCCGCUUUGAUGACUGGCCACUCCUCCACAAUGCCUGCCAAAAGAAAGGACAGCAGCCUCGUCCAGAGAACGCAUCCACCUGUACUUUUCUGACCUUCUCGAAGAGAUUCCCACAGGUAGUCUGCAGCCCACAUCAGUGGCAGUACUAAGAGCCUCGUCCUCGCUGAUGGCUCAUCUCGCAGCUGCUUCAGGCUCUCGACGAAAAUGGAGAAGGACUCGAGCACGACCGAAGGGAUGGGGCCGAAGAGGCUGGGCGUGAAGAGCACAUGCAGCAAAGGGACGGCCUCGUCAGCCACUACUCGAUGUCUGUACUCGCGGAUAAUCG